UUGGGGGGAUAAAAUGUUGGGAGUGCAGAUGUUUAAUGGUAAGAUCGGGGUUGGUGCUGUUUGGGGGUGAAGCUGUUUGCAGACAAGGGCGUUUGGGAGCGAGGGAGACGGAAACAAAAGGGUGCAAGGAUGUUUGGAAGCAAGGGCAAGGACCAUUGAAGGGUAGAGACUUCCACAUCAGGAUACUGCUACCUGUGGAUUUGCAACUGAAAAAUGCCAGGAUAGAGUGCAGCUGGCGUCUGAAGAGGAUCCUGCAUGGAUAUAGGCACAUUUUAAAGCAGAGGCUGCACAGCUGCCCAGAUCUUGUCAGCUUUAUGGUGGAGCUGAAAACUGUUUUGGAAAUUGCUUUAAAGAACACACAAGACCUGCACAUCCCACGGCCUCCAGAAUACUACUCCUGUCUUGUCAGAGAUCUAGAAAUACUGGGCUGGAAUAGAGUGGCCUAUGUGGACACUGGGCUGACCACAGUCAAGUUAAAAGCUGAAGACUCUUGUGGUCGACAGCAUCUCAUCACUCUCAAGUUAAAUGCAAAGUAUCCCACAGAACCACCAGAUUGCCUUGUGGAUUUUCCUGUUCCAUUUGCUGUUUCCUGGAUGCCACAGAACUCCUUAAUAGACAUUUACAAUCAGUUCCUGGCAGCCUUGGAGUCACUGAAGGAAUUCUGGGAUGCCCUUGAUGAAAUCGAUGGGAAGACAUGGGUGCUUGAGCCAGAAAAUCCCACACGGAGCGCUACAACCAGAAGAAUUGCAAUAGGGAACAAUGUCUCAGUGAACAUCGAGGUAGACCCUCGCCAUCCAAACAUGCUUCCAGAGUGUUAUUUCCUUGGAGCAGAUCAUGAAGUGAACCCUCUGAGAACUAAACUCAACAACAACAUGCACUUGUGGGAUCCAGAAAUCAGUUUGUUACAAAACUUGAGAGAGCUCCUAGAAAUUGAUUUUCCAUCUCGUGCCGUGUUGGAAAAAAGCGACUUUGCCAAGGACUGUGGGAUCUGCUAUGCCUACCGGCUGGACGGCAGCACGCCCGACCACGUGUGCGACGAUCCUCGCUGCGGGCAGCCCUUCCACCACGCCUGCCUCUAUGAGUGGCUACAAGGCCUUCCUACCAGCAGACAGAGUUUUAAUGUCAUCUUUGGUGAAUGUCCCUACUGUAAUAAGCCCCUGACCCUGAAAUCUUCAAUGAAGAAACUCUAGGGAAAAACUGCAUGGUGGGAGCACCACUGCACUCCCACUGAAGACAAGGGAACAGCAACAUCAAAGCAGAUACAAGGACAGGACAAUGAGCAGCAGAAGCACCAGAACAGCUGCAGUGUAGGGGUAGGUUUCAUCAGUAAAUGCCAGCCUCAACACAGCAGAGAGAGAGGGAUGAGUGGUGGCAGCAGCAGCCUGGGAUGCUGCUGCAGGAACUGGAGUUACAAGGUGAUUGUGUUUCUUUCGGGAUUCUGAGAGUAUUCUGUAGGGGUCAAAUGGUGGCAGCUCUCUUGCAGUGUCUUCCUGCAGGGGAAAAAAAGCUGUGAUUAUGAAGCUAAUAUGAAGUGAGAUGUGAGUCAAAAAAACAGAGAUGCCAUUGAGGUACUUAAGCUAUCCUAGAGAAAGCAUUACAAUUCCUACAGAGUCUUACCUCUGGAAUUUGCACUUGUAUGGAUAUUGUAUGGUGAGUGUGUAACACAAGGCAGGGUUAAACACCUCCUAAAGAGACACCUACAUUUACUAUUGAAUUCUACAGCUGAAAUUCUUCUCUAUCUUUGACUUGUUUCCCAAAAUGUUUAAUAUAUUCAGUCCUUCCUGUGUUCCUGCUAAUAAAGAUUUAUCCUGGAAACUCCAGACAUGA
Messenger RNA from Catharus ustulatus (Swainson's thrush), 1827 nucleotides. RefSeq names its product FA complementation group L (gene FANCL). The record is from RefSeq and is a predicted model, not a curated record. Gene Ontology annotation, biological process: interstrand cross-link repair; protein monoubiquitination. NCBI's taxonomy places the organism in Eukaryota, Metazoa, Chordata, Aves, Passeriformes, Turdidae. Gene Ontology annotation, molecular function: ubiquitin protein ligase activity. Gene Ontology annotation, cellular component: Fanconi anaemia nuclear complex; nucleus. The transcript has 14 exons. The coding region runs from base 36 to 1190 and encodes 384 amino acids.